UUGGUUUUGUAAAUAUUCUGUUAUCAAAAUUUUGCAGUUUUGUUUAGAGGAGCAGGUGCAAAUCUAAUUUGUUUCAAAAGAAAUUUGUGCAUUUUAUCUUGCGAUACGAUUAAUCGUCAUCCGACUCUUCAUUAAGCCAUUUUCCGGAAUGUCACUGCUGUACAACACCGGCGAUUGGUUCUCGCUUGGCCAUGGAAACUCCUAUAGGAAAGUCGAUCUAUACACCAUGGAUUGGCCGGCCAGUAUCAAUUUGGAGCACAUGACAGUUCAUGCCGCACCGUAUGGCGGCCCGAUCGCCCUGGUCAAAGAUUCCAAGCAGUUCAUCAAAUUGUCGGGGGGAGAAUCAGCAAAACCUGUGAUCCGAAUAUUCAACUGUUCCGGACGAUUGAUUUCGACGAUUAAUUGGGAUAAUGGCAACAGCGGCAAUAUCAUUUGUAUGGGUUGGUCCGAUGCGGAAGAAUUCCUAGUGGUGCAGGCGGAUGGGUCCGUAUGGCGAUACGACAUGUUCGGAAACUUUCUGCACAAAUUCAGCAUGGGUGCGGAUGUAACGGACGUACAGGAUGCAAAGAUUUUUGCUUCCAGUUCGGGCACGGGAAUCGCUGUGCUGACCAGUAGUUGGAAAAUUUACAUCGUCAACAGCGUGACGGACCCGAAGCUGCGGCCGUUGUCAGAAUUACUCUCUAUUUCCAGUGAUCUCACCUGUUGGGAGCUGGUGUCCAAAGACAGGAACACAUGUUGUCUUCUAGCACACGGAACCGACGUAGUUUUAGUUCGUCAUGGAGAUAGUGCCCCCAUAAAUCACAUUCUAAAUAUGAAGAGCGAAUACAGCAGCAUCAUUGCCAUGGCGGUUUCCUUCAAUCAUCGCCAUCUGGCGAUCUACACGAACACCGGGGCCAUUUGGUUGGGGUCGGCCGAUCUUCGCACCAAAUAUUGCGAAUUUGCAACUGGUCGCACCGAGCGGCCGCAGCAGAUUGCCUGGUGCUGCAACGAGGAUCUUCACCCGGAUAGUCAGGCCGUAAUUGUUAGCUACGUUUCGUUGGUUCAGGUAAUAGGAAUAACCGGCGAUUUUAACAUCUAUACGUACGACUCGCCAACGACGUUGAUCCCUGAAAUGGACGCCGUUCGGGUGCUGACCAAUAGUUCGCACGAGCUUUUCCAGCGGGUACCGCAAAGCACGAGCAAGAUUUUUGGGAUCAUCAGCUCCCAGCCGGCCAGUUUCCUGUUCGAGGCACAUAUGGAGUUCCAGAAACGCAGCCACAAAUCGGACGAAUUCCUGUGUUUGAUUCAGGACGACUUGGGUUCGGCUGUGGGCGUGUGCGUGGAAGCCGCCGGCCAAGAGUUCGAUUCGCUCACCCAGAAGAGUCUCAUUCGAGCGGCCCAUUUUGGAAAGAGUUUUCUCCCAAGCUACAAUCCGGACGGGUACAUUGAGAUGUGCCGGGUGCUGAGAGUGCUGAAUGCGCUGCGGGAGCCGAUCGUUGGAAUGCCAUUGACGAUGAGGCAGUUCAACCAUUUGCAACCGUUGGUCAUAUUGGAUCGGUUGAUAUUCCGGAAGCAUUACGCUUUGGCGAUUCAGAUUGCAAAACAUCUGAAGUUGCCCGAAUCAAGGAUUCUGGAGCACUGGGCUUUCCAUAAGAUUGAGCACGACAAAAACGAUGAAGAAGUGGCGCGCAAGAUUUCCGACAAGUUCCGUUAUCACCCGAUGGGUGAGCGGGAGCGCAUUUCCUUCGCCAACGUGGCCAAAAAAGCCCAACAAAAGGGUCGCAACAAGUUGGCAAUUACCCUACUGGAGCAGGAACCACGCAAGAAUCUACGCGUUCCGCUGCUGCUGGAGCUGGACGCCAGUGAAAAAGCUCUCACAGCGGCCACCCAGUCCGGCGAUACAGACUUGAUAUACAUGGUAAUCCUCAAGAUGAAAAGCACGACAGCACUCAGCAAGUUCCAGAUGAUCAUAAGGCGGUUCCCAUUGGCGCAUGAUCUAUACAAAAAGUACUGCCAGACGAACAGCCUCUCCACGUUGAAGGACAUCUACUCGCAGGAGGAUGAUUUCCAGGCCCAAGCGGAAUUGGGAUUAAGAGAAGCGUUGGAUAUCAACAACGUGGAGGUGUCCAUUCCGGACAUCAGUGGAAACUACAAAAAGGCAACCCGAAUGCUCGAAGCGGACGCGUGCGAUGAAGCGAAGAAAUUGAUGAAACAUCAAAAGGUAUUGGACGAAAAGUACCAGAAACGCUUGUACGGAAAACCCCUGCAUGAAACCAUCCACCAGCUAUUGAUUCUGGGUGACAUAAAGUACGCUGACCGGCUGAAAAGUGAAUUCAAAGUCCCAGAAAGACGAUACUGGUGGCUCCGGAUAAGCGUACUAGCCCUGCAGUUCCAGUGGGAUGAGUUGGAAAAAUUUGCCAAAUCCAAAAAGAGUCCCAUCGGGUACGAACCGUUUGUCGAGGUUUGUCUCAAACACAACAACGUUGAGCAGGCGAAGAAAUAUCUCCCGCGAUGCAGCGAGGAGAAGAAGUUCAAUUGGUAUUUGAAGGCGGGCUGUCUGUUGGAGGCUGCUUCUUUCGCGUACGAUCAGAAGGACAUUGACGGACUGUGGCUGGUUCACGGUCGUUGUGCGACGGAUUCGGCACUGAUGGCCAAGGUGGAUGGCUUGAUCCAGCAGUUGACGACGAAGAAGUGAGGUCAGACUGGCCUUUCCGGAUCGGUUUAGGUUUAACUAUCGAGCUGUGAUUGGUUUAUACAAGGCAUGCCUUCAAGGAUGCUCGAUAUUGGAAGAUUGCUUCCUUCAUUUUUGUUUCUACUACGGCCCGUUGUCGUCCAUUUUUGGUUGGCAGGCGUUCGCUGCACAACACAAUCGUAUAAA
Molecule: messenger RNA, 2857 nt
Organism: Armigeres subalbatus
Lineage: Eukaryota; Metazoa; Arthropoda; Insecta; Diptera; Culicidae
Gene: Vps16A
Product: vacuolar protein sorting-associated protein 16 homolog
Exons: 7
Coding region: 149-2674 (841 amino acids)
Biological process (GO): endosomal transport; vacuole fusion, non-autophagic; intracellular protein transport
Cellular component (GO): HOPS complex; endosome; lysosomal membrane
Molecular function (GO): actin binding
Source: RefSeq, a predicted model, not a curated record